AUGGAGCAACCGCACCAAGGCAGACCAAGUUUGGAGGAUGAUGAUGAGUGCCACGAGACGAAUUUCGGUUUCGCAAUCAACAAGAAGGAGUUUAGCGACCGCUUGCUGGACCUCAUUGCAACUUCAGACGAGGAGGCAGUAAGAGAGAUGCUCUGGUUCUGCUACGAUGAGAAACUUUGCCAGUGCAUCAUCAAAGGUCCCAAGGGUGUGGACUUUCUUCUCAAGAUCAAGGAACACAUCUUCAUGAUGUGCCCGCAAAGGUGCACAACAGAGGCAAAUCCGGACGGGUGUGCCGCAAUACUGGUCAACUACUCUCGAAUCUCUGAGGACGCGCCUCAACUGGAGAUGCUGCUCAUCACGCUUUAUGCGAAAGCCUGGCCGGAGGGCGAGUGGCAAAAGCUUGGCACGUUGUCUCACGACGUCAAGGACCCGUCGGCAAGGAGAGUCUGCGUAGGCCGCUGCGACGUAAGCAAAGAAGCAUGGAGCACCUUCAUCAAAUCGACCAAGUGGUUCGACAAAGACGGACAGCUUCAUGUGCGUAUCAGAAUUCUGCCUUUCUUUAAGUAG
This is a messenger RNA of Klebsormidium nitens, 567 nucleotides long. Lineage: Eukaryota; Viridiplantae; Streptophyta; Klebsormidiophyceae; Klebsormidiales; Klebsormidiaceae. The record is from the annotation of a GenBank genome assembly.